Sycon ciliatum is the source of this 2006-nucleotide messenger RNA. RefSeq names its product L-threonine 3-dehydrogenase, mitochondrial-like. Gene Ontology annotation, biological process: L-threonine catabolic process. Lineage: Eukaryota; Metazoa; Porifera; Calcarea; Leucosolenida; Sycettidae. Bases 134 to 1159 code for a protein of 341 amino acids. The record is from RefSeq and is a predicted model, not a curated record. The transcript has 6 exons. Gene Ontology annotation, molecular function: L-threonine 3-dehydrogenase activity.
AGAUACAAGUAGUCGAGCGAGGCCAGAAAGAGAAGAGGAAUCAGGGACCAGCCUGUGGUGAGGGUUGCUUUCCGUCGAUCUCCCUGAAACGUUGUUUUGCUACAGCUUCGUUGCUUAGUAGUCAACCCGUAGGAUGAACAGUAUGUUUUGCCGUUGCGGACAGAGGUUUUUGGCCCUGCCCUCGUCUGCAGUUCGCCAUUUGAGCACAGACUCGACACCACCUCGUGUGCUCAUCACAGGAGGACUUGGGCAGCUGGGUCGAAGCCUAGCAUCUGUCUUGCGCAAGACUCAUGGCAAUGACAGUGUUGUACUUACCGACAUCAAGAAAGCGCCCAGUGAUGUGCUUUCUGCCGGUCCAUACUCCUACCUGGAUGUCCUUGACGAGGCAUCGCUGCGUCGCACCGUUGUGGAAGAGCGCAUCACCACUCUCGUGCAUUACAGUGCUCUGUUGAGUGUGGUGGGUGAGAGCAACAUACCGCUGGCGAUGAAGGUCAACAUUGACAGCGUACAUUCCUGCAUGCAGAUUGCCCAGGAAUACAACCUGCGCUUGUUCAUUCCGAGCACGAUCGGUGCGUUCGGACCUCACUGUCCACGCAACCCCACCCCCGACUUGACAGUGCAGAGGCCCAGGACUAUCUAUGGAGUGUCCAAGGUUCACAUGGAGUUACUCGGAGAGUAUUUCCAGGCGAGCAGGGGCCUGGACUUUCGUUCACUGCGCUUCCCCGGCGUUCUGUCAGCUGAUACUCCACCUGGUGGUGGCACAACAGACUAUGCCGUGCACAUGGCCGUGGCGGCUGCCAAGGAUCGGCCAUUCGAGUGCAACCUUCGGCCAGACACUCGCCUGCCUAUGAUGUAUCUGUCGGACUGUGUGCGUGCCACCGUGGAAAUGCUAACAGCACCGGCCGAUAGCCUUCGCCUGCGCACCUACAACGUGACCGCGAUGAGCUUCACACCCGAGGAACUUGUUGCUGAGAUUCGCAAGCACAAGAAGGACUUCACCGUCACGUAUAAACCAGACCCUAUUGUCCAAGCUAUUGCUGACUCAUGGCCGGAGGUGUUCGACGACUCUGGUGCUCGCAACGACUGGGGCUGGAAUCAUGAGUAUGAUCUAUCUCGGCUUGUGCGGCGCAUGCUGGAAAGUGCUGCCAAGUACCACUAAAACGAUAUGCUAGGUACUAGUAUGUCUUCUUCUUCUUUUUUUCAGAUUUCAUACUUUCACAUGCUUACUGCAAGGUUGUCAAUUUUCUGAUUUUCUGAUUUAUUUCUCGAUGGGUCUGUGCAUCCAUGAGACCUAUAGCCUACCUGCGGGUCAGGUAUAUAUGUAUUGUUCCUUGGCAUGUGCCUUCCUUCCCCGUGCUUCGUCAUUCCCGCACCUUUCCUGGUGGAUUCCCUUGAAUGAAGUUGACUGGAUUUAUUGGUUUCAACUGCUUCCCUUCACCAGGCUUGCUUUGUUCUUGUUACAGGCGCCGGACGAUGCCAGCAGCAGUAGAAUACUAUGCCAGGCAUGAUACCGUAGUUAGUUCUAACACCGUGUGUAGGUGUGUAGGUCCGGUUUGUGUUUGAAUCUCGCUCCACGUAGGUGAUAGUAAACUCUUCUAGUGGGCUGCCACACGCUUGUUUUUCUUGAUUUGUUUUUGUUUUUGUUGCUGCCUUCUGAACAGCUUAGAUUCACACCAGCCCUCUGGUUAAGGUGUAACGGUAGUUCUGCCAUGGAUGCUAUGGUUGUCCUGUGCUCACUCACAGUCGCUAGUUUCUAUUCCUCAAACUCCUUUUCUCAUGCUACUUAGACUUGCAAUACUUUGCUUCACUUCAAAAUUUUCAUAAAAUUGAUAGUCAAAUUUCCGUUUAGAAGCCCAGGCCAGGCUUUUGCUAUUAUAUCUUUUGAACUAACUUGUAAAAUUAUUCUAAUUUUAUAUGGUAACUGUUAGCUUAGUAUCUGACUGUAAAGGACAAGACUUGCGCUGUGGGCGCAGCUGACUUUCCUGAUAGGAACGCAGCGACCUUCA